UGGUAGUCUGGGCAGUUGUGGCUCAAUAGUUGCAAUUUUCAGGUAGCUGUGGCCAAAUAAGUCCGAUGGGCUGUGGCUUGAGCAUCUGCUCCGUCCCCAACCACGCCGACGCCACCCUCACGGUGAAUGGCGGAAAGCACGUGGCGCACGUCUGCUUUGCUGUCUGCCUCCGUGCCGACGUUUUCCAGCCCAAAUACGCGCGCGAACCACCCGGUUGCGUAUCGUGUGGAACCCGGCCCUGGCGCGAACUUUUACGGCAAGUACGGCGUGGGCACCCGGUUCACAGGCCGGAACAUGAUGGGCCAGCAGGAGGUGCUCACCAUCAAGGAGAUGACGUACCCCACGCGGAUCACGUUCAACGCAGGCCCAGUCGACGUCGAGCACACCUUCGAGGAAGUGGGCCAGGGCGCUGCGAACAUGAGCCUGUCGAUGAAGGGGCCCAAGAUGGGCCGUUACCAGAACCACAUUGGAAUGCAGCUCGAGACCAUGCGGGCCUUCAUCGAGUUGAACAUCGAGCAGAUCCUCGCAGCAAAUCCACUCGACACCUCGGCGCCCGCCGCGGAAGGGGACUACGUGGAGACGGACCAGCAUAAGAUGGCAAUGGCGGCAGCGCAGAACAUGUAUCAGCAAUCGCUGGCACAGUCGGUGGCCCGGGCCGCCCGCCGAUGACGCUGAUCGAAGUCACGCCGUCUGCCCCGGGCUCGCCGUGCGCGUGUGCGCGCGCGCCGCCCGAGUGCCACGCUUGAGGUGUGUUGGGUGGAGCCCACGGAUACCAAACGGGUGCCCGACACAUGAU
Messenger RNA from Prorocentrum cordatum, 796 nucleotides. NCBI's taxonomy places the organism in Eukaryota, Dinophyceae, Prorocentrales, Prorocentraceae. The record is from the annotation of a GenBank genome assembly.